AUGCUGAACAUCGCUCGCAAAACUUUCAAACGCGUACCCAGUUUUCAGGACCUACUACAAGGCAGGAUGACCCACCCCGAUAUUACCGUCGAUGUCCUCGUCAUUGGUGCAGGCCCAACUGGUUUGGGUGCAGCCAAGCGUUUAAAUCAGAUUGAUGGCCCUUCUUGGUUGAUUAUCGAUUCUAAUGAGACUCCCGGUGGUCUGGCUUCCACUGAUACCACCCCUGAAGGUUUCUUGUACGAUGUUGGUGGCCACGUUAUCUUCUCCCACUACAAAUACUUCGAUGACUGCAUUGAUGAGGCUCUCCCCAAGGAUGAUGACUGGUACACUCACGAGCGUAUCUCCUACGUCCGCUGCCAGGGCGAGUGGGUUCCCUACCCUUUCCAGAACAACAUAUCCAUGUUGCCCAAGGCCGAGCAGGUCAAGUGUAUCGAUGGUAUGAUCGAUGCUGCUCUAGAGGCUCGUGUCGCCAGCACCAAGCCCAAGAACUUCGAUGAGUGGAUCGUUCGCAUGAUGGGUGUUGGUAUUGCCGACCUUUUCAUGCGUCCCUACAACUUCAAGGUCUGGGCCGUUCCCACCACCAAGAUGCAAUGCGCUUGGCUCGGUGAGCGUGUCGCCGCUCCCAACCUCAAGGCUGUCACCACCAACGUCAUCCUGAACAAGACCGCCGGUAACUGGGGCCCCAACGCUACUUUCCGUUUCCCUGCCCGUGAUGGUACCGGUGGUAUCUGGAUUGCCGUUGCCAACACUCUUCCCAAGAAGAACACCCGCUUUGGCGAGCAGGGCAAGGUCACCAAGGUCAACGCCAACAACAAGACCGUCACCUUGGCUGAUGGCACCACCAUUGGUUACGGCAAGCUCGUUUCCACCAUGGCUGUCGACUUCUUGGCUGAAGCCAUGAGCGACACUGAGCUCAUCCCCCUCACCAAGCAGCUCUACUACUCCACUACCCACGUCAUUGGUGUUGGUAUCCGUGGUGUCCGCCCCGACCGCAUUGGUGACAAGUGCUGGUUGUACUUCCCCGAAGACAACUGCCCAUUCUACCGUGCUACCAUCUUCUCCAACUACUCCCCCUACAACCAGCCCGAGUCCUCCAAGAAGCUGCCCACACUCCAGCUCGCCGACGGCUCCAAGCCCAAGAACACCGAGCCCCAGGAAGGUCCUUACUGGUCCAUCAUGUUGGAGGUUUCUGAGUCCACCAUGAAGCCUGUCAACAACGACACCCUGUUGGCCGAUACCAUCCAGGGUCUUGUCAACACCGACAUGCUCAAGGCCGGUGACGAGAUUGUCUCCACUUACCACCGCCGCUUUGACCACGGUUACCCCACCCCCAGCUUGGAGCGUGAAGGUGCCCUCACCCAGAUCCUACCCAAGCUGCAAGAGAAGGGCAUCUGGUCGCGUGGUCGUUUCGGCAGCUGGCGCUACGAGGUCGGCAACCAGGACCACUCCUUCAUGCUCGGUGUCGAGGCUGUUGAUAACAUUGUCAACGGUGCCGUUGAGCUGACCCUCAACUACCCCGACUUUGUCAACGGUCGCCAGAACACUGAGCGUCGUCUAGUCGACGGUGCCCAGAUCUUCGCCAAGAAGGCUCAAGAGUAG
Molecule: messenger RNA, 1599 nt
Organism: Penicillium taxi
Lineage: Eukaryota; Fungi; Ascomycota; Eurotiomycetes; Eurotiales; Aspergillaceae
Product: protoporphyrinogen/coproporphyrinogen oxidase
Exons: 5
Coding region: 1-1599 (532 amino acids)
Source: RefSeq, a predicted model, not a curated record